Messenger RNA from Acaromyces ingoldii, 877 nucleotides. RefSeq lists its product as hypothetical. NCBI's taxonomy places the organism in Eukaryota, Fungi, Basidiomycota, Exobasidiomycetes, Exobasidiales, Cryptobasidiaceae. The record is from RefSeq and is a predicted model, not a curated record. Bases 34 to 693 code for a protein of 219 amino acids. The transcript is spliced from 4 exons.
CGACGUAUCAAAUUUCACACAAACACAUUCACCAUGAAGCUUUCCUCUACAACGCUGACGCUUGCGGUCGCUACCUUACUUGCGGCUGUCAGCUCCGCCACUCCCGUGAUCCAGAAGCGUAUGGCUCCAGCUUUCAGCGACGAUGACCUCCAAAGCUUAAUCGGACGCUCCAUGAGCAUCGAGAGCGACGAAGACGAGAUGACUUUCUUCAAGCGCGCCAGCCAGCACGGCUUUCAGACGCCAGGCCUCGACCUCUCUUGCAAGGACAUCAAGCCGAACAGCUAUAGCCCCACGAACACAUUCUGUAAUGGCAGGAGCACCAUCCUCUACGGUGCUGCCGACUACAACAUCGACAAUUACACUGCCGGUAAUCAAUACGGGCUGAUCUACUGCUCGGGCAUGAUACAACCAUUUCAGUCGUUGCAGCUCAACACGUACUUCGUUCCCAUAAAGGCCGGCAAUGGCCCCGCAAAGGUCGAUGUCCUCUCCAACAUCACACCGAACAAUCUUCCCGAGGACAUCGCCACGUCUAAGAGCUUCUCGUACAAAUUCAACGUCACAGUCCCCUUUGCCCUGGGUAUGUGGUAUUACAUCAUCGAAGAGGUUUUCACGAUCCCGGGCAAGGGACAGCAACUCGGCAAGCUUUAUCAGAGGCAGUCCUAUCCCGUUAUUGUUGUCGAUGGCAAUGCGUGAAAGCUGCCCCUUUUCAAGCUUCGACGUCGUCAGCCGCUUCGGCCCAAGCGAAUACUGUCUUCCGCCUUUGAGUCAUCCUCCUAUGGCUAUCGAUCUCUCACCACCCUCCCCUUACUUUCCCGUGAUGAGCCCUGACUUCCCCCAAGCGAUGAUGAGACCCCAAUAUAAACCUUUUUAAAGGGCU